Messenger RNA from Pungitius pungitius (ninespine stickleback), 3071 nucleotides. RefSeq names its product solute carrier family 34 member 2a (gene slc34a2a). Gene Ontology annotation, molecular function: sodium:phosphate symporter activity. Gene Ontology annotation, biological process: sodium-dependent phosphate transport; intracellular phosphate ion homeostasis. Bases 240 to 2210 code for a protein of 656 amino acids. The record is from RefSeq and is a predicted model, not a curated record. The transcript has 13 exons. Gene Ontology annotation, cellular component: apical plasma membrane; brush border; vesicle. NCBI's taxonomy places the organism in Eukaryota, Metazoa, Chordata, Actinopteri, Perciformes, Gasterosteidae.
AACACAUCACCCAGGAGAGAUUACAACGAUGCCGGGUUAGAACAACCCAGGCUUUAAAGGGUGUGCUUAUCAAGGAGACGGAAGUGACCCUGGUGAUGUGAGCGGUGAACAUCACACUCUCCUGAUCUGAGCGGAUCCCCCACCCCUACCCACACCCCACACUUCAACCUUUUCACCACCUGCGUGGAGGAAUCAUUUGUACACCUGAAGCCCAGGUGAGCUCAGCACACACAGGCAGUAUGGACUCUCUACACCUGCCACAGCCAACGGCUGCUCAAAACAAUGGCAACAAAGACCACAAUGAGAGCCAUGAAAAUACCAGCAAAGAGGUCAGAGCGAACCAUGCGCACUCUACUGCAGCUUUGGUGGAGGAGAGGCAGGAGGCCGCAGACCCGUGGGACCUGCCAGAGCUGAAAGACACUGGGGUCCCAUGGACAGCUCUGGACACCAAGGGGAAGGUGCUUAGAGUGUUGGUGUCUGUGUUAAAGUUGAUCCUGCUGCUGGGUGGCCUCUACUUGUUCAUCUGCUCUUUGGACAUCCUCAGCUCAGCUUUCCAGCUUGUCGGAGGUAAAGCAGCAGGCGACAUCCUUCAAGACAACACGGUUCUGGCCAACCCCCUUGCUGGUCUGGUCAUUGGUGUUCUGGUUACCCUGCUGGUCCAAAGCUCGUCCACCUCCUCCUCCAUAGUUGUCAGCAUGGUCUCUUCCGGAUUGCUAACGGUCCAGCUGGCUGUCCCUAUCAUCAUGGGGACCAACAUCGGUACCUCUGUCACCAACACACUAGUCGCCAUGACGCAGGCGGGUGACCGCAGCAUCUUCCGCAGGGCCUUUGCAGGGGCCACAGUGCAUGACUUCUUCAACUGGCUCUCUGUGCUGGUGCUGCUGCCUCUGGAAGUCGCCACUGGUUAUUUGUACGUGGUCACCAAGCUCAUCAUUGACUCCUUUAAGAUCGAGAGUGGGGAGGCCCCUGCCCUGUUAAAUGUGAUCACUGAUAUCGUCACUGAGUCAAUCAUACAGUUGGAUGAGUCUGUCAUUAAUGGGAUCGCCACUGGAGACCCAGAAGCCAGAAACAAGAGCCUCAUCAAGAGAUGGUGUGAAACCUUCAUCAACACAACCUUAAUGAACGUCACAGUUCCCGGUCCAGAGAACUGCACAUCUCCACAUCUCUGCUGGAGCGAUGGAAACUACACCUUCACAGAGAAGAACAUUUCCAAAACGUACAAUGUCCGGAAAUGUGAGCAUCUGUUUGUCAACGUGAAUCUGUCCGACCUGGCGGUGGGUCUGAUUCUGCUAGCUCUCGCCUUGCUGGUGCUCUGCUGCUGCCUGGUUCUGAUCGUUAAGCUGCUUAACUCCAUGCUGAAGGGACAGGUGGCUGCAGUCAUCAAGAAGAUCCUCAACACGGAUUUCCCUUUUCCAUUCGGUUGGGUCAUAGGGUACGUGGCCAUUUUAGUUGGAGCUGGAAUGACUUUCAUUGUGCAGAGCAGUUCGGUUUUCACAUCGGCCAUUACUCCACUUGUUGGUAUCGGCGUCAUCAGCAUAGAAAGAGCGUACCCGUUGUCUCUGGGUUCAAAUAUUGGAACAACGACCACAGCCAUCCUGGCAGCCAUGGCAAGUCCAGGAGACACGUUGGCUAACGCUCUACAGAUUGCCCUGGUGCACUUCCUGUUCAACAUCUCGGGCAUCAUUCUGUGGUAUCCAAUCCCCUUCACCCGCCUCCCCAUCCGGCUGGCCAAAGGCCUGGGCAACAUCACGGCCUCGUACCGCUGGUUCGCCGCCGUCUACAUCAUCUCCUUCUUCUUCGUCCUACCGCUGGUCAUCUUCAGCCUGUCGCUGGCUGGCUGGGUGGUUCUGGUGGGCGUCGGUGCACCUCUGGUGAUCGCGUUGAUCACCAUCCUGGUGAUCAACGUCCUGCAGAAACGGAAGCCGGGGUGUCUGCCUGCAGCGUUGCGGUCCUGGGACUUCCUCCCCCUGUGGGCCCACUCGCUGGCUCCCUGGGACAAAGUGGUUGGUGUGUUUACCGCCAAAUGCUGCUGCUGCUGCAAAUGCUGCCAGCUGGCUGAUGACGAGGAGGAAACCGGAGAGACAGAAUCUUUGGAAAACAAUAAUACAUCUCUCACGGAGGUGUAUGAUAACCCUGCAAUGAGUGCAGAGAAGGAGGUGGAAAAUCAGAUCAAUGUAGACCUAAAGACUUUCAAAAUGACGCAUUUCUGAGAUCUGAUAUAUAUAUAUAUAUAUAUAUACUUGUAACAUGUGUGACUCUUUGUGUAUAGUUCAAAGAAGUGCAUCGGUCAAAGGACAAGGACCAAACACAUUUAGGCAAAACUCUGAAAAAUAUUAUGUCUUUAAUAUUCAUGUUUUUGCUUUAAUAUAAGAUGGAAAAUGGUUAUGGAGGAAAUUUCAACUAUGGAGGUAAAGGAAAAUAAAAUAAUAUGCUAGAAAGGGUUGGUUCACUCAAGUGACCUUGAAAGGACAGGGAUGGUGACCUCAAUACUUUUUGAGUUUCCAAACCUUUUAGCAGCGGGACACUGUCAUUUGAGGAACAAAUGACUCAAACAGAAGUAAAUAGAGCUUUGGGCUUGGAGUACAAAUGUUUGGCAUCAAAAGGCCCGCAACAGACAGAAGUUAAUUAAUACUAAACUUGUAUCCAAGUCUUCAGCCUAACCACAGGACAAGUGUGAAGAUGGAAGAUUCCUCGAGAUAAGAUUCCUUUUGUCUAGUUAGAUAUUAUUUAUUCAUGGUUACCGGCUUAACCAAUUCUAAGAAAAUCUUGUUUGAAUGUAGGUCUUUGGGAACAAGGCCGGGGCAGAGACAAGGGACGUCUUGUUCUUACAGUGUAUAAAAGACACAUUGAGAUCCUCAACACAUCGUUUUAAGGUGUAAAAUAUAUUUUGUAAUUGAGACGGAUAAUUGUAUUCAAGGAAUAUGUCAAUUGUAAUUAGAAGAAUUGUGUUUCUAAUUGAAUGUUAUUAACUUAAUGUAAAUGUUGAGUUGUAUAUUUUGUCUACAUAAGAAUGCUUUAGAAACAAAUGAUUCAAAAUAAUGAUGCCUGAAUAAAAGAAUGACUAGAACUUU